Messenger RNA from Aplysia californica (California sea hare), 2115 nucleotides. RefSeq names its product probable G-protein coupled receptor B0563.6. The coding region runs from base 739 to 1812 and encodes 357 amino acids. The record is from RefSeq and is a predicted model, not a curated record. Lineage: Eukaryota; Metazoa; Mollusca; Gastropoda; Aplysiida; Aplysiidae. Gene Ontology annotation, molecular function: G protein-coupled peptide receptor activity. Gene Ontology annotation, cellular component: membrane. The transcript has a single exon.
CAAAGAUGUGUCGUUUUAUAUCACUGUGACGUUUGUUUGGAGGAUGACUUUCUAUUGUUUCAAGACGUAUAAUGUCUUUUGUUUGAAGCUAAAAUUCUUCGUUAACAUGUGAAAGACGUCAGUUGUGCCACAGUAUGUACCAAACUUGACCAAACAGCGACUUUUAAUUGGUACUCUUGAUGAGCAAUAGGUUUAUUCGUGCUAUAGUACGUGCUUGACUUCUCUUUCAACGCUACACCACCGUUCCAAAAGCGGAACCUUCAACUAAUCGUCCAUAUCAAAGACACCCGAGUCUAAGGAACAUGGGGACGUCUCAAGCAAAUGAGCGUUUAAAAAUGGAAACUAUCAGAAUAUUAUGUGAGGUACGGUGACAAAAUGAGUUACAUCUUGGGUUUUAUCCCGGUUUGCAAAGAUACUUCAAAUUUAUAGGUGUCAGCUUGUGCAAUUUAUAGAUAUAAAAGGAUAAUAAGCAUGUGAAACUUGAAGAAAAUGACAUCCGUUGAAGAUAUACAAUUAUGACCCCUGCGGCAAGUUUUGGCCUAUAUCCCCAUUCUCGGACUGUUAAAAGCAACACUUUUUGUCAGCAACCCUUACAGAUAAUGACUAUAUAUAGUUUUUUAAUAAUAAACUUAAAUCAACGUUACUAAAAAGCUUGAAUUAAUUUCUUUAAAAAACAAAGAAUCUUUUGAAAAAUUAAUUUUAGCAACAGAGAAAGCACCGAAAAAUAUAAUCGAGGCUAUGGAACAAGUUAUAUUGGAAAAUAUAACGUCGGGGCAAGACAGUUCCGUCGCGCCGUUGGUCAGUGUGACAGCCCUACGCACUAUCGAAACGGCAUUUCUGGUCCUUCUCAGUAGCUUUGUCUGUGUGUUUGGCAUAUUUAGCAACAUCGUGAACCUUAUCAUUUUCUGGAAACACGGCUUCCGGGAGAGCAUCACUGUCGGGCUGACAGGCCUAGCCGUUUCCGAUCUUGGCGCCGUUAUCAGUGGUAUAAUUCUUAGCAUCUGCUUUAACCCUAUGAUUCCCUUCUCAGAGUUAGGGGUCAAUAUCAUAGAAGUCCAGAAGCUGGUAGGCUCUCGACCACGUGUAUGUUUCGCGCGCAUCACAGGCCUUAUUACCAUGUACCUCGCCUUCGAAAGAUGUCUGUGUGUGGCUGUGCCGCUGCACGUGAAGAGAAUACUCACACCACGUCGGACGUUGGCAGCAGUCAUGUCUAUCUCUGCUUUGGUCAUCCUCAUCGACAGUCCCAUCUACGCCGCCUUCAGACUCGACUGGACAUUUUCCCCUUCCAAGAAUGCAUCUGAACUAGGUAUAGUCUCGGCACCAAAUGCGAAAGAUCUCCAGGGUGUUAGUUUCGUCAUCAGUGCCAGUGUACAAGUCAUCUCUUUCGUUGUCCUAGUUGUGCUGACGUCAGUCCUGGUGGUUUUGUUAAAGAGGCGGUCCCAAUGGAGAACACAGGUGACACGAUCGACAGCCGGGUCAUCACACAGAAAGGACAUCUCUCGUCAAGAACAGAAAGCUAUCAGGCUGACCAUCAUGGUAGCCACGAUUCUCAUUUGUUCUCUACUCCCGGGCUCUUUGCUUUUCUUUGCUGCAUUUUUAGAACCAGAGUUUAACACUGGGCGUCGUUACCAGAAUCUUUACAUUAGUAUCUGGUCCGUUAUCUCCUUUAGUGAAGUUUCCAAUUCGAGUGCCAAUAUUUUUGUUUACUAUAAGAUGAACACAAAGUACAGAAAUACUUUUCGAGAUUUGUUUUGUAGAAAGAAAGAUGUUGUUACAGCAUCUCCAGGUGAUAUGUCUGGCUCUGUAAAGUGAGCGUCUCCAUCUCGUCGUCACAAAUUUAUUAAUUUUUUUACAUACUCUAUCUAAACGCACUUCAAUAAGUGUAUCAUUUUGAUAAAAAUGCUUUAAUAUUUUGUUCAUUUAACAAUAGUCAGAAUUCACCUCAUUUGCACCUUAGAAGUAAAUUGGUUUUGAUGUUUUGCAUCCUGCAACCGGAAUACACCUCAGUUGUUUAGAAGAAGCUAGACACAUGUACCUCAGUUAUUAUAGUAUUCGCUUCAAUUGUACCUUACUCGUAGAAAUAAGUGGUUUUACUAUCAAUUUUUUCUUCGUCUU